Molecule: messenger RNA, 1801 nt
Organism: Girardinichthys multiradiatus
Lineage: Eukaryota; Metazoa; Chordata; Actinopteri; Cyprinodontiformes; Goodeidae
Product: 5-hydroxytryptamine receptor 3A-like
Exons: 10
Coding region: 55-1422 (455 amino acids)
Biological process (GO): chemical synaptic transmission; nervous system process; regulation of membrane potential
Cellular component (GO): neuron projection; membrane; synapse
Molecular function (GO): transmembrane signaling receptor activity; extracellular ligand-gated monoatomic ion channel activity; neurotransmitter receptor activity
Source: RefSeq, a predicted model, not a curated record
CUGUGAGCAGCCUUGAGCUGAGAAUAAAAGACCCCCAUCUUAAACAGCAGAGACAUGCAAAAACCUCCAAAGAUGACCUGUGCUGCCUUUCUCCUGCUGCUCAUCCUUACAAAUGGAGGGUCCUGUAAGGUGUGCAGUUAUCAGGACGUUCUGAACUACCUGAACCUGACAGUAGACAGCAGCAUGUUUAGACUGACCCGCCCCGUUCUGGACCACACUCACAUCACUGUGGUGAAGCUGGACAUCAUCGUCUAUGCCAUCCUGGCGGUGGUUGAAAAAACACAAACCUUUGUUCCUUUCAUCUGGGCGUCAAAGCAGUGGAAGAAUGAGCUCAUCUCAUGGGACCCGGCUCAGUUUUGUGGAAUCACUCAGAUUUCAGUUCCCAAAGACCUGCUCUGGAAACCAGAUCUAUACAUCAAUGAAAUGAUAGAGAAGGACGACUCCCCUCAAAAUCCAUACAUGAUGGUGACUUUUGAUGGCACAGUCUUUGCUGGUGAUAACAUCCGUGUGGUUAGCACCUGCAAGAUGGAUGUCCACAAGUUUCCCUUUGACACUCAAGAAUGCAGCAUAUCCAUUGGUUCUGCAAUACACUGCAUAAAAGAAAUCCGAAUACUUCCAUCUUCAAACUCCUCUCGGGUUACUCAAUUUUCGCAGCAGAUCAUGAAGACCCAGGGAGAGUGGGAGUUCCUGCGUCUGUCUGUCAACAACUCCAUUCUUUCCUAUGACAACAAGAGUUGGGGGCUGCUCAUAUACACUGUCACCAUAAAGAGAAGGCCCCUUCUCCACGUCAUAAAUUUUUUGUUGCCCAUCCUAUUCUUCCUAUCUCUGGAUCUCGCCUCCUUUUUCAUCUCGGACCAUCGGGGGGAAAAGCUGGGCUUCAAAGUUACGGUUCUGCUGGCCAUCUCUGUCCUCCUGCUCAUCCUUAAUGAAAUCCUGCCCGCCAUGUCCAACAGGACUCCACUGAUAGCAACCUACUGCAUUGUGAUUUUUGCUCUGAUGCUGCUAAGUCUUUUGGAGACGAUCCUGGUCACGUAUCUAAUUGAAAAAGAUGAGCUUGGCUCACAGGAAAACUGGGAGAGCAAACGUAAAAACACCAAAACUAAGAAUUGUGACAAAGACAAUGAGAAGCGAACUGUCUGUAAAAGCAUCUGCGGGGAUUCAGAUAAAGGAAAGCAGCACGACCUUCUUCCUGGACUUGAAGAAGUGAACAGCAGCCUUCAGUCAGGAGAGACUCACGUGUUGCUGUUGAUCCUGGAUGAGCUGAAGAAGCUGCAGAAAGCUGUUAGCCUCCAUCUCAGCUACAGAGAGAAAAGAGUGAAGUUGGUGUCCUGGGCAAGAAGAAUCAACAGAUCUUUCUUCAUUGUCUACACCAUCACUGUUUCUCUCUUUCUGUACCUCAUGUUCAGAGAAUGGAACUCUUAGAAAUAUUAACUAAUCUGUUUAAACGCAAUUGGAUUCUUUAAUUAAUUUGUCAAAGUUAUCAGGAGGGGUUUCCGAAACAGUGCAAUUUCCCCCAUUUUUGCAACUGUUUUGCACACACUAUCUGCUUUGUUUCUGCACUGAGUUCACAAAACAGAGUUCUCUGAAUACAUGCAGAGAAGCAAUUUAAUUCCAGCAGGUGUAAGCAAUUUGCACCUGUUUUUCAGGCACGAAAACAGACGAUAUAGACGUAAUCAAAGAGAAAGAAAAUAUUUUUUUCCCCCUGAUAAAUAACAGCAUCGGACUGUAACAGUAAGGUGUGUGUAAUACACAGCUGCAGAUUGUAUGAAGAAAGUGAUUUACUCACAGUAAGAAAGUUAAA